Molecule: messenger RNA, 633 nt
Organism: Coturnix japonica (Japanese quail)
Lineage: Eukaryota; Metazoa; Chordata; Aves; Galliformes; Phasianidae
Source: RefSeq, a predicted model, not a curated record
AUGCGGAAGCCGCAGCUGGAGCGUGUGGUGUCAUCUAUUAACGUUCCAGCGAUUGCGGCAGCCCAUGUUAUUAAGAGCCACGUCGCCCAGGGGCCAGAUGAGCUCUCUCUGGAGGAGCUGAGCCCCUGGUGGAGAGGCAAGCGUGGCUUUGAGGUUGGGCUUUUCCCUGGUGAGUGCGUGGAACUCAUCAGUGGAAAAGUUCCCGAGUCCCUCCUCAAUUCAUUGCCAAAGCCAGUGCCAAGGAGACGGGGCAAGCUCAUCCCCUUCCUUCGCUCCUUGGUGACGGCCCGCUCCAGGAGAGCAACGGAGCCGGAGCCGAAGAAGGAAGGGGUGUUUGGGUGUGACCUGGGGGAGCACCUUCUGCGCUCUGGCCGUGAUGUCCCCCAGGUCCUGCAGAGCUGCGCAGAGUUUAUUGAAGAGCAUGGCGUAGUCCGGGGGAUAUACCGCCUGUCCGGCGUCAUGUCCAAGAUCCAGCGACUACGCCAUGAAUUCGAUACGGAGCAGGUUCCCGAGCUCAGCGUCCAAGACAUUCACAGCGUGAGCUCCCUGUGCAAGAUGUAUUUCAGGGAGCUCCCAAACCCGCUGCUGACCGAGGAGCUGUAUGACAAGUUCUUGGUAAGCUCAAUGUCUUGA